UUUGAGUUCUGAAACUAUUGAACAAGAAGUAUUUUGAGUACUGAAACUAUUAUCUCCAUAGUUUUCUUGUACCAAUUUACUAUUUUCUUGCUCAUUUUGCAAAUACAAUGGAUGGGAAAAAAUUAGAAUACAAAGGAGUGGAGGCAUUAAAGGAGGUUGAGAAGCUAACCAUGAAGGCUGAUGAAGUUCAAGAGAGCAUUUUAAAAGAGAUCUUAGCAAGAAAUGGACAGACUGAAUAUUUGAACAAGUACAUGGCUGCUUCAGGAUCAAAAGAUGUGUCAGAGUUUAAGCGGUGUGUACCGGUUAUUACUUAUAAUCGUAUCCAAUCCUAUAUCCAAAGAAUCGCUAAUGGCGAAGACUCUUCCCUCAUUACCGGUCACCCAAUAACCGAGAUGUUAUGCAGUUCAGGCACUUCAGCUGGAGAGCCUAAGAUGAUGCCAUCAAUUGCAGAAGAUCUUGACCGUCGAACCUUUCUAUAUAAUCUCAUCACGCCAAUUAUAAACCAAUAUGUCCCUGGUCUCAAUGAAGGCAAGGCCAUGUUUCUUUACUUUGUCAAGGCAGAAAAGCUAACCCCAUGUGGCUUGCCAGCUCGAACCGUGCUCACAAGCUACUAUAAAAGCAAACACUUCAAGUACCGAACCCCCGACCCAUACAACGAUUUCACAAGCCCUGAUCAAGCCAUCUUAUGCAACGACAGCAACCAAAGCAUGUACUGCCAAUUACUUGCCGGCCUCGUCCACCGCCACCACGUCCUCCGCCUCGGAGCUGUCUUCGCCUCCGCCCUCCUCCGCGCCAUCUCCUUCCUCGAACGCAAGUGGACCCACUUAUGCAAUGAUAUCCGUAUCGGCCAACUGGACCCCAUGAUAACCGACCCCGGUUGCCAAUCGGCCAUGUCGGUUCUGCUGUCAUCGCCAGACCCGGGGCUCGCCCGAGAGAUCGAGGAAAUUUGUGGCCGGCCGUCGUGGAAGGGGAUAGUGUGUCACAUAUGGCCCAGGGCUAAGUACAUUGAGGCAGUGGUGACGGGGUCCAUGGCACAAUAUGUGCCAUCACUUGAGUAUUUUAGUGAUGGGAAAUUACCUAUGGUGUGUACUAUGUAUGCUUCUUCAGAGUGUUAUCUUGGUGUGAAUUUGAGACCUUUGUGUAACCCUGAUGACGUGGCGUUCACACUCUUGCCUAAUAUGGGGUAUUUUGAGUUUAUACCUUUGGGAGAGAAUGGGACGAUGUUGAAGGAGAUAGAUGAUGAAGAAGUAGAGGUAGCGAAGGAUAAGCUUGUGGACUUGGUGGACGUCAGGCUUGGCUGUUAUUAUGAGCUGGUGGUUACUACAUUUGCUGGAUUAUACCGGUAUCGUAUAGGCGACGUUCUUCAAGUGACAGGAUUCCACAACCGAGCCCCACAAUUCCGAUUCAUUUGCAGGAGAAACGUCAUUCUCAGCAUUGAUAACGACAAAACCAAUGAAGAGGACUUGCACAAGAGCAUCACGAAAGCCAAAAAACUCCUACAACCCUACAAUGCUCUACUCGUGGAAUACACUAGCUAUGCUGAUACAUUAUCUGUACCGGGGCACUACGUCAUUUUUUGGGAGAUCAAACAUUGCACAUCACUAAUUGACGACCACAACAACAAUAACAACAACAAUGUUGUCACUACUACUACAAUUGAUGCAAAGGUGAUUCAAGAGUGUUGCAUUGCAGUGGAAGAGGAGCUUGAUUACAUUUACCGGCGAUGCAGAGCUAACGACAAGUCUAUAGGGCCACUUGAGAUACGGGUGGUUAAACCGGGCACGUUUGAAGCACUGAUGGACAUGUUCAUUGAUCAAGGAGGAUCGAUUAAUCAAUAUAAGACGCCGAGGUGUAUCAAAUCUAAUGAUGCACUGAAAUUGCUCAACUCUCAGGUCAUUGAUUGCUUCUUUAGCCCUAGAGAUCCUGCAUGGCAUGCCUGAAUAAUAUGGUGAUCAGGAAAAAAUUUUAUUUAGGUUAUGAGUGAUUUGUGAGGGUUUUAAGACCCCUUUAUUUUGUACAAGUGUUGGGAACAUUCAAUAGGUACAACAAUAUGUUCGUGUACUCAGAGCAUUUUAUGCUGCCAAACUUGAGCCGAGGAUCAUUUGUUCUCAAAUUA
This is a messenger RNA of Camellia sinensis, 2116 nucleotides long. Lineage: Eukaryota; Viridiplantae; Streptophyta; Magnoliopsida; Ericales; Theaceae. The record is from RefSeq and is a predicted model, not a curated record.